AUGUCUAAAACGCCAAUCAUAACGCAGUACAUUGUUCUUCGUAAUGAUCUCCCUUGGGGCCUUGGUGCCCUUGCAGCUCAGGUGGCACAUGCAUCGGUGGCGGCCAUCCAUGCGUUUCGCGAGCAUCCAGAUGUCAGGGUCUACUUAUCUGAUAUAUCAAACAUGCGUAAAGUCGUCUUGUCUGCCGAUGAGCAGCAGAUAAUCCAGCUUCGCGAUGACCUAUGUGCUGCCAAGAUUGACCACUUCGCUUGGAUAGAGCAGCCAGAAAAUUUGCUAAGUGCUAUUGGUCUUAGACCAUGUCCCAAGGAAUUGGUUCGGCCAUAUUUGAAGCACUUAUCUCUUCUGAAAGAGCUCCCUCGGAGUAAAUAA
This is a messenger RNA of Giardia duodenalis, 369 nucleotides long. Its product is annotated as Aminoacyl-tRNA hydrolase. Bases 1 to 369 code for a protein of 122 amino acids. The record is from RefSeq and is a predicted model, not a curated record. Gene Ontology annotation, molecular function: peptidyl-tRNA hydrolase activity. NCBI's taxonomy places the organism in Eukaryota, Fornicata, Diplomonadida, Hexamitidae. The transcript has a single exon.